This is a messenger RNA of Dendrobium catenatum, 2166 nucleotides long. RefSeq names its product probable protein phosphatase 2C 4. Gene Ontology annotation, molecular function: protein serine/threonine phosphatase activity. The record is from RefSeq and is a predicted model, not a curated record. The coding region runs from base 136 to 2073 and encodes 645 amino acids. The transcript has 4 exons. Lineage: Eukaryota; Viridiplantae; Streptophyta; Magnoliopsida; Asparagales; Orchidaceae. Gene Ontology annotation, biological process: protein dephosphorylation.
UUCUCCACCCUGAAGUCAACUCCUUUCUCUCUCUCUCUCUUCCACCUCUCUCUCCAACUCCACUACUCACCACUUACCACUUGCUUUUGAUUCCACUCUCCUUUCCAACCUCCGCGCUAUUCUCUAUCUUCCACCAUGGGCAACGGUGUAGCCAAGCUAAAAAAUUGCUGCUUUUCAGGUUACGGCGUCGCCGGCCACCGUCGAGAAUCUGCCGCCGUAACAUCGGAGCCGUACGACGAGGGUUUGGGCCACUCCUUUUUCUACGUCCAGACCGACCAAUCCAUCUUCCGGUCGGGGCCUUCAAAAGUCCAUGACUCCGAGGAGACCACCACCUUCCGCUCUAUCUCCGGCGCCGCCGUCAGCGCUAACACCGCUACUCCCCUCUCCACCGCUAUCGACGCCGGCGCCGGAGCAGCCUUCGAGAGCUCGACCUCUUUCUCAUCCGUCCCUCUCCAACCCAUGCCCCGAUUCUCCGGUCCACUCUCUGGCCCGCUUGCUGACCGCGGCUUCCUUUCCGGUCCUAUUGAGCGCGCUGGGUUCAUGUCCGGCCCACUGGACGGGGCUGUUAGCCGCCGCUCGGGCCCACUCCGACGGAGCUUUUCCCAUGGCCUCGCUCUCCGCCGCCGCGCCGCUGCUUCGCUGCUUCGCAGCGUCACCUCAGCUAUCUCCCGCUCUAUCUCCGCCCCUAUCAGAAAAUCCGAUUCAUCUGGAAGCAGCUCCACGCUUCAACUGAAUUCUUUCGCCGGCGGGUCUUCCGAAUGCUACCACUGGGCACAGGGGAGAGCAGGGGAGGAUCGUGUUCAUGUUGUGAUAUCAGAGGAGCACGGGUGGCUCUUCGUCGGAAUUUAUGACGGGUUUAACGGUCCAGAUGCAACAGACUACCUUCUUUCUAAUCUGUACCCCGCCGUGCUGCAGGAGGUCAAGGGGCUGCUAUGGGUUGAAGACAAAAAGGAAACUUUCGAUUUUUCCUCCGAAGAUCAAAUCGCAGACAACUGUAAAAAUGAUUCCUUUACUAGUGAGAUGACUGGUUUGGUGUCGCCGGAAGAAAACAAAGGGGAAGGAAUCCAGAAGAGGAGGUCUUGGGGUCCAGCGAGAAAGUGUGAAGAUAAUCAGAAGAGAUGGAAGUACGAGUGGUUUCGGGAGAGAUUGGAAUUGGAUCGGAGCGUUAGGAAACAAUUGAGCCGAUCGAGUUCGAGAGGAAUAGAGUCCCACUCCAAAGUGCUGAAAGCUCUUUCUAUGGCGUUGAAGAAGACUGAGGAAGCGUUUUUAGAAGUUGCAGACACUAUAGUAUUGGAGAAUCCGGAGCUGGCGCUCAUGGGUUCCUGUGUGCUUGUGAUGGUGAUGAAGGGAGAGGAUGUUUAUAUCAUGAAUGUGGGAGAUAGCCGAGCAGUGUUGGGUAAAAAAGCAGAGCCAGAUAUUUGGGAUUCAGUGAGGAAUGAGAGGCUGAACUUGCAGAGUAUAAAUGAAGAGACUUUACAUGAUCUUGAGAAUUAUGAGUGCGGUGGUGAUCAUAUGGAUGGUUUGCAGAAUCUUGUUUCCUUGCAGCUUACAAAGGAUCACAGCACCAGUGUGGAAGAGGAAGUUAAAAGAAUAAGGAGUGAGCAUCCUGAGGACUCUUUAGCCAUUGCAAAUGACAGAGUCAAGGGAUCAUUGAAGGUGACAAGAGCUUUUGGAGCUGGGUUUUUGAAGCAGCCCAAAUGGAAUAAUGCCAUCCUCGAGAUGUUCAGAAUUGAUUACAUUGGAACCUCACCUUACAUCACAUGCAACCCUUUUCUUUAUCAUCAUAGACUCAGCUCAAACGAUAAAUUUUUAAUACUUUCAUCUGAUGGACUGUAUCAAUACUUCACAAAUGAAGAGGCCGUUGCCGAGGUCGAAUUAUUUAUUUCCACAAAUCCAGAAGGGGAUCCCGCUCAGCAUCUCGUUGAAGAAGUUCUCUUCCGCGCAGCUAAAAAUGCUGGUUUGGAUUUUUAUGAACUACUGGAGAUUCCGCAAGGAGAUAGAAGAAGAUAUCACGAUGAUGUCUCGAUCAUCAUCAUCUCUUUUGAGGGAAGAAUAUGGAGAUCUUGUAUGUAAAUAAGCAAAACUGUACAAGAUAUAGAGUUCAGAGUUUUAUCAAAAAGAUUGCUUCUUUUAUAUAUUUAUAUAUAUAUUUCCAAUUCAAUGUUA